Aethina tumida (small hive beetle) is the source of this 2215-nucleotide messenger RNA. RefSeq names its product glutathione hydrolase 1 proenzyme-like. The record is from RefSeq and is a predicted model, not a curated record. The transcript is spliced from 10 exons. Gene Ontology annotation, cellular component: plasma membrane. Gene Ontology annotation, biological process: glutathione catabolic process. Bases 197 to 2029 code for a protein of 610 amino acids. NCBI's taxonomy places the organism in Eukaryota, Metazoa, Arthropoda, Insecta, Coleoptera, Nitidulidae. Gene Ontology annotation, molecular function: glutathione gamma-glutamate hydrolase.
CAAAGCCAGUCGGUUAGGUCAGGCACGACGAACCUCUCUUGCGUCGCCACGGCAAAAUAAAUCCACGUGUUCCGAUAUUCAGGUGUGCCUCCACUUCGGUGCCCUACCGUCCGCGUGUGCGUUUCUGUGCCACAAUCCAUGCAGUAUUAUUUUCGUGUAACCGCUUGAGGCUCGAAAUCAGCCUUCCGAACUCAUCAUGACGAUCACAUCACUCAAUGUUGUCGAUGGAACAGUUGGAAGAAAAAGAAUACCAGCGGUUAAGAAAAAAUGGGUGCUAAUCGGGGUUAUAGCAAUAAUCAUCGUGGUACUGGUAAUCCUGCUAGCAACUGGGGUCAUACCAUCGUCUAAACCACAAUCAAUUUCGGAUACGGAACUGAAACCCCCGAAUCCAACGAAACGGUUACCACCGAGCGCUUCGAAACUGCAUAUCCUGGAAUCGGCCACGGUUUGCGCCGACAGCAUACCCUGCGCUGAGAUCGGAAGUAAUAUCUUCAAACAGAAUGGUUCGGCUAUGGAUGCGACCAUCGCAACAUUAUUCUGCAACGGAAUGGUGACAAUGCAGAGCAUGGGAUUGGGUGGUGGUUUCCUGAUGACUAUUUACACUAGAGAAGAUAAAAAAGCCUACUCCCUGAACGCUAGAGAAAAAGCCCCAAUGUUCGCAAAAAACGAGGAUUACAACGAUGAUCCAAAGAAAUCUCAAACUGGUCCGUUAUCCAUUGGCGUCCCUGGCGAGUUACGAGGUUAUUGGGAGGCGCACAAGAGAUUCGGAAAGUUAUCCUGGAAACAAGUCGUACAGCCAACGGUGGAUCUUUGUCUAAAAGGAUACAACAUGACGGCGCAUCAACAUAACACUUUGGUUAACAAUAAGUUGGCCGGCAAUAAUCCCAUUAUCAGAGAGUGGCUGUUCAACGAAGAUGGAACAAUGAAAAAAAUCGGUGACACGAUAUCACCCAAAAAACUAUGUGAGACGUAUAAAAUUAUAGCUGAAACCGAUGGCAAUGCUCUUUAUAAUGGCUCCUUAUCCAAAGGUUUCCUACAAGAUUUACAAGAAGCUGGAAGCAAAAUAGUCGAAGAAGAUCUUUAUGAUUACGAACCUGAAUGGCAAACUCCCAUAAACGUAGAAUUGCGCAACGGGGAUACUCUGUAUUCGGCACCACCACCAGGUUCUGGAUUGUUGUUAGCCUUUAUUCUGAAAAUUCUCGACGGAUAUAACUUUAAUCAAACAAGCAUUGACGAAUUGGACAACCGCAUCCUUACAUAUCACCGGAUAAUUGAAGCCUUUAAAUAUGCAUAUGCCAAAAGGACUGAACUUGGUGACAUGAGUUUCGUAAACGUCACAGAGUUGAUACACAAUUUGACUUCUACUGAAUAUGCGGACAGUAUUAGAAUGAAAAUUAAGGACAACUUUACUUCAGACGACCCAAAAUACUAUGGAGCUAUCUAUUAUCAAAAGGAAGAUCAUGGUACUUCCCACAUGUCUGUUAUAGCACCAAAUGGUGAUGCUGUAUCUGUCACGAGCUCUGUUAAUAUUUAUUACGGUUCUGGUAUAGUUUCCAACCAUACAGGAAUAAUUUACAAUAGUGUGAUGGACGACUUUUCAUUUCCUAACAUUACAAACUACUUUGGAUUACCCGGUUCUCCCAAUAACGCGAUGAAACCAGGAAAGGCCCCGCUGUCCUCCAUGACGCCUUCAAUUUUAGUAAGGCAAAAUGGUGAUGUUAGAUUAGUUGUUGGAGCUUCAGGUGGCACAAAAAUUACAACAGCCAUAGCUCAGGUAAUAAUGAGAACAUUGUGGUUUGGAGAGAACAUAAAAGAAGCGGUUGAUGCGCCCAGAUUACAUCAUCAAGUGUUUCCAAAAGAAGGAUCAUAUGAAUAUGGAUUUUUGCAACAAGAAAUAGAAGGAUUGCAGAAGAUUGGACAUCAUUUGAAACGAGAACCGUUUAGCUCAAUCGUCUGUGGACUUUUAAAGGAUAAAAAAAUAACUGGAAAUGCAGAUCAUCGAAAGGGCGGUGAAGUUUUUGGCAUAUAGAUAAUUAAAUAGUAAUUAAUGAAGAUUGUAUAUACGCAAAAUGUUUUAUAAAAUAAAAGUCACGGUAUGCUAUUGUCGUAUACAUAAAUGUUCAUGCGUAUUUUGGGCAAACGUUUUUGUUACCUAAUUGUGUCAUAUUACUAUUGUAAGAUAUUUUUACAUAGAAUAAAAUUUUAUUUAUGUCCA